Messenger RNA from Nycticebus coucang (slow loris), 2065 nucleotides. It is a transcript of the gene VPS37A, whose product is annotated as VPS37A subunit of ESCRT-I. Gene Ontology annotation, cellular component: ESCRT I complex. Gene Ontology annotation, biological process: protein targeting to vacuole; protein targeting to membrane; ubiquitin-dependent protein catabolic process via the multivesicular body sorting pathway. The record is from RefSeq and is a predicted model, not a curated record. The transcript is spliced from 12 exons. Lineage: Eukaryota; Metazoa; Chordata; Mammalia; Primates; Lorisidae. The coding region runs from base 253 to 1449 and encodes 398 amino acids.
CUGGGCGGUCGGGCCGCUUGAGUGCUUGUCCUGGGCGCCGAGCCGUCGCUUCUCCAGCUACCUGCGGUUGUGGCAUGUGUCCCAGAACCCGGGCAGCGUGAGCUAGGUUUGGCUAGAGAAGACGCGGCCCCCCAGCCUUUGAGCCACGGGCGUCCAAGUCCUCUCCCCUGUGAGUGGAGAACGGCCGGCCUCAGCAGCUGAGAGAAGCAGGCCACAGCCUUCCAGGGCCUCGGGCCCGGGGACCGGAGGAGGAUGAGCUGGCUCUUUCCCCUGACCAAGAGUGCCUCCUCCUCCGCAGCUGGGUCCCCCGGUGGCCUCACCAGCCUCCAGCAGCAGAAGCAGCGCCUAAUCGAGUCCCUGCGGAACUCACACUCCAGUAUAGCUGAAAUACAGAAAGAUGUGGAAUACAGAUUGCCAUUCACCAUAAACAACCUGACAAUUAACAUUAAUAUAUUGCUUCCUCCACAAUUUCCUCAGGAAAAACCAGUGAUUAGUGUUUAUCCACCAAUACGACAUCACUUAAUGGAUAAACAAGGAAUAUACGUUACCUCUCCAUUAGUAAACAAUUUUACAAUGCACUCAGAUCUUGGAAAAAUUGUGCAGAGUCUGUUGGAUGAGUUUUGGAAGAAUCCUCCAGUGUUAGCUCCUACUUCAGCAGCAUUUCCUUACCUGUACAGUAACCCGGGUGGAACGCCCCCUUAUGCUGCCUCUCAGGGUUUUCCAUUUCUUCCUCCAUUUCCCCCAAAAGAAGCUAAUAGGAAUAUCACUUCUCUAUCUGCUGCUGACACCAUUUCUUCUUCAACAACAAGUCUGACCCCAGCCAAGCCGGCCGCCCCUUCAUUUGGUAUUCUUUCAAAUCUGCCGCUACCUGUUCCCACCACAGAUGCUUCAGCACCGACAAGUCAAAAUGGAUUUGGUUACAAGAUGCCAGAUGUCCCUGAUACAUUUCCAGAACUCUCAGAACUAAGUGUUUCACAACUCACAGAUAUGAAUGAACAAGAGGAUGUGUUACUAGACCAGUUUCUGAAUUUGUCUCAACUAAAGCAAAUUAUUACUGACAAGGAUGACUUAGUAAAAAGUAUUGAGGAACUAGCAAGAAAAAAUCUCCUUUUGGAGCCUAGUUUAGAAGCCAAAAGGCAAACUGUUUUAGAUAAGUAUGAAUUGCUUACACAAAUGAAGUCUGCUUUCGAAAAGAAGAUGCAAAGGCAGCAUGAACUGAGCGAGAGCUGUAGUGCCAGUGCCCUACAGGCAAGAUUGAAAGUAGCUGCACAUGAAGCUGAGGAAGAAUCUGAUAAUAUUGCUGAAGAUUUCUUAGAGGGGAAAACUGAAAUAGAUGAUUUUCUCAGUAGCUUCAUGGAAAAGAGAACAAUUUGCCACUGUAGAAGAGCCAAGGAAGAGAAACUUCAGCAGGCAAUAACAAUGCACAGCCAAUUUCAUGCUCCACUAUAGUCUUGAACCAUUGCCACCCACAAGCCUGAUGAUAUGUAUCAUCUGACAGUUCAAGUAGCCACUGGAGCCUAAGGAGAGUCUCUGGAGUUCCAACACAAGUCCCUGGAAGAGGUGCUGCCCCAGACGGGGGGAUACUCGUCCUGGCCCCGUCAGUUAAGCCUGGAGAUGGGUGUCAGGCGGUCCUCUACCCAGUCGACUAGCCUGAAGGAGGAGACUCUUAAGAAGGGAGCACAAGAAGUUCCCUAAAACAGGGAGUGGGAUAUGGGAAAGGAAACGGCAGGCAUUUCUCAUCUCAGCUCAAAUUCUUCCGCUCCGUGUCCUUCACGUUAGUGUGGACAUUGAACUGUUUUAUGUUAUUUUCUAAAUCAUACUAUUAAUAUAAUAAAUUCCAUGAGGAUUGGGGCUGAUUUUUGAUACCUAGUUUGCAUUUCCCACAGCUUGAAAAGGUGGACACUGAAAAAUUGUUUACUUAUAUUAAUGUAAACAUGCUAUAAUCCUUUCCUUACCCCUGUUGCGUAAUAGACACAUUUUCUUCUUAUAGAUAAGUCUUAAUUAGAAGAGAAUGUAAAGGGAUGAAAAUGUGUGCUCUUAAAUUAAAUCGUAGUUUGGUUUUUCU